This is a messenger RNA of Mesorhabditis spiculigera, 1344 nucleotides long. The record is from the annotation of a GenBank genome assembly. NCBI's taxonomy places the organism in Eukaryota, Metazoa, Nematoda, Chromadorea, Rhabditida, Rhabditidae.
AUGUCCACUCAAUUCAGCGGCUCUUCCACAUCCGCUAUUACACAGCGCAGCUUUUCAUCCGUCUCGUGCCUCUCCGCGCUCACCGCCGAUUUCGACGGCGGAAACGAGGACCGGGACGAGGAGAAGCAGGAAGAUAAUAAUAGAAAAAUGGUUCGCUCGGCUCACCGGCCCAAGGACUCCUCGCCACGCCCGUAUGUCAUCAGAGAAAGCCUGCCCUGUCUCCCCGAUGAGAGCACCAGCAUCUCCAGCGCCGAUGAAGCUCUAGAAUGUUCCCCGGGACCGUCUUGUUCGAUCUGGAUGAGAGUGCGGGCUGAGGGUACACACUUCUUGGAAGACAUUGUUGAAGCAUUCGAGAGCCCACAAAAAGACCACGACAUGAGCGGGGACAACACACGGUUGAGUGCCGUCCAGCUGAGACGGGAUAUCAGGAGAUGCUACGCCGCCAGCCAUCCAUUCAUCCAAUGCGCAGCAGCCCUCUACGAUCUGCUACUUUGGAAGAAUCCUCUAGCCACGCUGCUUCUGAUGCUGGUCUUUUUCUACUCCCUCUACCGCGGCUGGCUCGCCUCGCUGCUGAUCGCGCUCUUCUGGCUGCAGUUGAGCCUCAACUACCUGAAGUCGAAGAAAAACAUCGACAUCGGCCUCAACUUCCUGCCCAGAAAAGAUAUCUCGAUGCCAAAAUUUGACAUCACCGGCGCCCAAGUGAUCUACGAGGUGGCCAAGGUCGGGCAGCGACUGUUGAGUUUGGCAGCAGGCUUCUUGGAAAAGCUCGAAGCGCUGUUGACCUGGCGAGACCCCGAGGUGACCAAGAUCUUCUACGGGCUUCUCGUUUACUGGCUCGCCUGGUCGCUCGCCUUCACGACUGGAACGUGCAUUGGAUGGUGUGUGGCCGCACUCGGCGUACGAAUUUUCCUGACGACAUUCCUGUUCAAGAAAUUCCCGCUGCUUCGCUAUCGGCUUGACACCUAUGGCUACUUCUACCGCAACCUGCCGCUCAAGCAAAAAUCGCUGCGACCUGCGAUAAGCGAAAACAAGUCGAUCCCGAAGAUUUUCACGGAAAGCCCGGAUGAUGACGGCCUGAGCAACGGCAGCGACCCGAUGCUGGUUAAGGCGCUGGUGUUCAAGCAAAGGGAAAAGCCGGCAUCCGGCGCUUUAUGUCCCGUCCUGGGGACAUCGGAUCGUUCAGAAAGAGCCCUGUCGCUACUGGCUGGCACCAGAAAUCGAUCCAGAUUGUCGUCAUGGUACGUAAAAGCCCGUACAAUUUAUCCGGCGUCGCAAACAGGGACGACUUUGUGGUGGCGCAGGAUGAGUGCCGGACCGGAACUCGUCGACAAUUUUCCCGACGAG